This is a messenger RNA of Hemicordylus capensis (graceful crag lizard), 1575 nucleotides long. Its product is annotated as transcription factor Sp5-like. The record is from RefSeq and is a predicted model, not a curated record. The transcript is spliced from 2 exons. The coding region runs from base 79 to 1065 and encodes 328 amino acids. NCBI's taxonomy places the organism in Eukaryota, Metazoa, Chordata, Lepidosauria, Squamata, Cordylidae. Gene Ontology annotation, molecular function: DNA-binding transcription factor activity, RNA polymerase II-specific; RNA polymerase II cis-regulatory region sequence-specific DNA binding. Gene Ontology annotation, biological process: regulation of transcription by RNA polymerase II.
CUUUUCUUCCGCUUCUCUUGGAGACCAGCGUCGGGGUGAUGAUCUCUCUUCACGGAUAGUUCGUUUCUGGUGACCUCAAUGGCAACUCUGGCGGUGCAGAACACGGAUAACAGCCUAUACUCUUUCUUGCAGGACCGGACCCCCAACUCAUCCCCAGAAGACGUCACUGUCUGCCCUCCUACCUUGGCCUUUUUAGCAGCACCCACUGCUCCCCACUCCUCAGUCAGCACCCCAGGAGCCUAUGAGUCUGUGGGGAUGUUCCAGCUCUGGAGCAAUGAGGUACCGUCAGGCUCCCACACCAUGGCUUUUGGGCUGCCCAAGAUGCCAUACCAUGGGCAGGUGGCCCCGAGCAGCAGCAGCGGCUCCGCCCAUGAAUUGCCUCUGACCCCGCCAGCCGAGCCCACCUAUUCCUUUGAGCUGUCGCCCGUCAAGAUGUUGGCACCCACAGGGCACCCCUCUUAUGCCUUCCAGGAGGCCCAGGACUUCUCCAGCUUCUUGCAAGGCCCCCGGCCUUUGGGCCCGACGGGUCCCGGCACCACCUCCCCUGACGAUGCCCCUUGGUGGAGCCUGCAGCAGCCAGGCAACUUCUCCCUGGGCCGACCCCUGGUCCUAAGCCCCCAGCCCCCGCUUGCCGCCCUCCUCCAGAGCACUCCCAAAGGGCUGCUGGGUCCGGCCCGCCGCUGCCGCCGCUGCAAAUGCCCCAACUGCCAGGCAGCCAACGGGGCCAACGAAGAGCCCGGCAGGAAGAAGCAACAUGUCUGCCACCUGCCAGGCUGCGGGAAAGUCUACGGCAAAACAUCCCACUUGAAGGCCCACCUCCGCUGGCACGCGGGCGAGCGCCCCUUCAUCUGCUCCUGGCUCUACUGCGGGAAGAGCUUCACCCGCUCGGACGAGCUGCAGCGGCACCUUCGGACACACACAGGGGAGAAGCGCUUUGGCUGCCAGCUGUGUCCCAAGAGGUUUAUGCGGAGUGACCACCUGGCAAAGCAUGUCAAGACCCACCAGGGGAAGCGGCUGCGGGGUGUGGCGGGGGUGGCAGCCACCGUGGGCAUCAAGCAAGAAUGAGGAGGGGGCCGAGAGGCCGGCGUGGAGAAGGCGUCGCCUAGAAGGUGGGUCUGGACUGGACAUCUAGCCCGCCUGGGGCUUAUCAAGCUGCAAGACAAGGAAGGACUCUUUCCCCCUCCCCAUUCCCAUGUUUCCCCCACCCCCAUCUAGUUUUAUGACUAAAGCAGGGGGCGGGGAGUAUGACUUAACGAGAAAGAAAAUGUUGACAAACUGACAAACAAGGACGGAAGUGAGUCCAGGGAAGCAAUGAGAAGGCUACGGUGAACCUAAGGUCGUCCCACCUGAAGGCCUUUUCCCUGUCAGCACUACAGCCCUAUUAGUAACCAGGGAUUCCCCCAAAGAAUCUUGGGAAUUGUAGUUUGGUGGGGUGCUGAAAAUUAUCUGUUAAGAAACCCUAGCGGCCCUACAUUCCUGGGAAGGGGGAAUGAUUGUUAAGCCACUUUUUUAGUCUGUGGUGUGGAAAUGCUCUGUCACGGAAGUGGCUUAAAACCCUCACUUUAAAUACAUGCA